UCUCCAUGCUGUUAGCACACAUGGAAUAAUGCCUGCUGUUAGCCUGGGCUUUAGCUAGCGCCAAUGCAAAACAAAUCACUAACAGUGCAUAUGAUCUCCUGCAUGCUGUCUGAGCGGUCACAGUGUAAAGAAGCCGCACUGUUUGGAAGAACUUUAGGCAGAAUGAGCUCGCUGUGUGUUUACUGAAGCGGCGAGCGCUGCAACUUUAUCCGCGGUUAAGUUUGCUGCCGGGUUUCCUGUAGUGAGGCAGUGCUUUCAGAUCAGCCAGCAUGUCAGGAAUUAAACGGAAAUUGGAGGAUAAAGAUCCAGACUAUGAGGACAUCACCCAAGUGCAGGAGAGCAAGAGGAGCAAAGUACAUGAACAGAACGCACGUGAUGCCACAAUACAGAAGAUCGAAGUGAUCAUCAGAGACCAGUUUAGCCUGGAGAUGAAGAACAAGGAACAUGAGAUUGAGGUUAUCGGACAGCGUCUGAACGAGGCGAGGAGGAUGAUGGACAAAUUGAGAGCCUGCAUUGUGGCCAGUUACUACACCAACGCUGGCCUGACUAAAGUUUCAGAGUCCUCAAUGAGUGAUUUGAAUCAUCCGGCAAUCAAGCGCUUCCUGGAGUCCCCGUCUCGCUCGUCAUCCCCCUUGAACCAGGGUUCUGAGGCACACUCUGUAGGCCACUCGGAGACGGAGUCCCUGAGCCAGCCAAUAGAGCCAGGAGAGAGAGACGGUCUGGGCUGGAAAGAGGAAGAAUUCCGGCAGCUGGAGCGCAGACCGGGACGCAAUACAGGCAAGGACACGUUCGGUGUGCCAUCAUCUGUAGACCAGCACGUCACGUUCCACACUACGGGAGAGGAGGCAUCACGGCUCUACGUGAAGAAAACGAUUGUCGUGGGCAACGUUUCGAAGUAUAUAGCUCCUGAUAAAAGAGAAGAGAACGACCAGUCCACUCAUAAGUGGAUGGUGUAUGUCCGAGGUUCACGGAAGGAGCCCAGCAUCGACCACUUUGUGAAGAAGGUUUGGUUUUUCCUGCACCCCAGCUAUAAACCCAAUGACCUGGUGGAGGUCAGUGAACCCCCGUUUCAUCUGACGCGGCGGGGCUGGGGUGAGUUUCCUGUGCGUGUGCAGAUCCAUUUUAAAGACCAACGGAACAAACGCAUUGAUAUCAUCCAUAACCUGAAGCUGGACAGGACAUACACAGGAUUGCAGACUCUUGGAGCAGAGACGGUGGUGGAUGUUGAAUUACACAGGAACUCCCUGGGUGAGGACUUCAUCCCCUUCCCUUCUUCCUUCUCCUCAUUGUCAUCCUCCUCCUCUCACCUGGCAAGUUCAGCUGCCCCUGGCACAUUGGCUGGAAAAUCUGCAAAUCAGAAUUCCCAGAAUUCCUGCCAUGCUUCAUCACCCACUCAGCUGUCUCCUGACUCAAGUUCAGAGAAAGCUGUGAAGAAUGAGACGGUACGAUCAUCAUGCUCUGAAAGAACUGGAUCACAAGCCAAAGGUGUGGAGAAAGUCACCCAGGGCUCUCAUUGUAGCUCAGCAUUUCAGCCAAUCACAGCCAGCUGUAAGAUCAUGCCCCAGGGACAGGCCCCCAGUCCUGCCGAGUCACCUGGGAAGUCCUUUCAGCCAAUCACCAUGAGCUGCAAGAUAGUAUCUGGAUCCCCUAUUUCCACCCCUAGUCACUCUCCAUUGUCUAGAACACCCACCUCCACCCCUGUACACAUGAAGGCCAGCUCAUCUGUCAACAACCCUUACCUCAUCGCUGACAAGCAGGGUCAGGUGAUCAGCAUGACCACACCCACUACAGGAAGUCCGUCAGCCAAACAGAGUGGCGUUGCACAGGGUGCACGUUCUCCUGCUCCCAAAGUCCACUCAAGCAGCUUCCUCUCGUCUGGAGUCAAGGUAAUUAUCAAGCAGGAGCCAGGAGAAGUGACCCCUCAGACAUCCUCCCAGCAGCAGGCUGGAGCCGCAGCACCAACGCCACAGCAGCAGCAGCAGUAUGUGACUGUGAAAGGAGGUCAUAUGAUUGCUGUGUCACCACAGAAGAGUGGGGUGGGGUCAGGAGGUGGAGCCACGCCCACCAAGAUGGUGGGGAUUCCAGUCGGCUCUGCUCUGCAGUCUGCAGUGAAGCAGGUAGCCAUCAGCAGCGGUCAAAUCCUGGUUGCCAAGUCCAGCCCUGCGGUCUCCAAGGUAAUGGGACAGAAGCAGGUGGUGGCGCAGGGCGUGGCGAAGGCAAUCGUCAGUGGGAGCGGAACAGCUACUGGUGGUGGGGCGUCUGUACAGCAGGUGCACGCCGGAACCAAAUCGACAGGAGGAUCAGGAAGUGGUGGCAAGAGUGGAGUAAUGGCAACGCUGCAGUUGCCGGUGAAUAACUUGGCGAAUUUGGCCAACCUGCCUCCAGGCACCAAGCUGUACCUGACCACAAACAGCAAGAACCCGUCGGGCAAGGGCAAACUCCUGCUCAUCCCACAGGGAGCCAUCCUGAGAGCUUCAAACAGCGCAGGGCACCAGUCUCAGAGUUCAUCAUCUGGUUCUGCUCAGUCGUCCAGCAGCAGCUCUGGAUCCAGCAGCCUGUCCUGCACCUCAUACAUACUGAAACAGACCCCACAGGGCACGUUUCUGGUUGGCCAGCCAGGGGGUUCCGGGAAACAGGGCACAGCCAGUUCCACAGGUCAUGCCGCGUCUAGUCCCACCUCCGUUACCCAGCAGGCCAUUCGGGUCACAGCAGGACAGAAGGCAGCCAUCCUGGCUCAGGUGGUUGGCGGCUCCCAGGGUUCUCAGGUAAAGCUGUCUGAUGGAUCGGUGAGGGCAGUGACCGCUACACAUCUGUCCAAACCAGGCAGUACUACUUUGAGGUUGACUGGGGGGAUCAUCACAGCCACUACUUCAAGUUCACCUGCUGCUACCUCCACUUCUCAGCAGUCAGCAGAGGGAGCCGGAGUGUCCUCUGCUUCCUCAGGUACUAAAGCAGCUGCACAGCACUCUGUACUGAUGGCAGCCAAUCAGGCUGCAGUAAUCAGCGCCGCGAAAAGUGCCAGCUCAGCAGCUAACGUAGCGAAAAACACCGGCGCUGUUGUAACGGUGUCUAAAAGCGUCAACAUGCCGCUCAUCAGCUUGUCAAAGGGAGCAGGAACAGCUGUAGUGAGUGUUCCCAAGAGCGCCAGUCCCUCGUUGGCCAGUGCCGCAUCUCUAGUGGGAGGAGCCACAGUCAGUGGGAAGACGGCAGCCGCAAUUUCAGGAAUGUUAAAGCUACACUCUGGGCAGUCAGGCUCACAACAGACGGUGCUAACAAUUCCAGCUAACCAGCUUAAACAGCUCAGCAUCAGUGGGGCCUCUACAGGCCUGCAGACCAUCCUAAUGCCUGUGGGAAAAGUAGUGCAGUCUGGUUCUAAAGCUGCAUCCAGUGCUCAGAGUGGAGUUUCUCCUUCUACCACUGCACCUCUAGCUCAAGUGAAGACCGAACCUGGAUUGUCCAGCUCCUGCACUACCCCAGUAACGCCCACGUCUACCCCUUUAUCUGCAGUAUCUACCUCCCUGUCCACAGCCACCUCUGCUACUGUUAAAGUGGAACAAGGCACAGAGACCACAACACACGAACUCGUGAAUACGGAACAUAUUGAAACCAUGUUGCAACUUUUCACGGCUGCAGUGAAGAAAUUUCCUUUGAUUGUCCGAGAGAAAACUGAAGAUUCCCACCCGUUCUGUGCUACCUCUGCGGAACAGUACUAUUCCUGGAACAUCGGAAAACGCAGAGCUGCAGAGCUCCAGAGGGCAGUAGCAGUGAAGCGUCUGGUUCAGGAUAUUUUAGACCGAAACCCACGACUGCAGGCCCUCAGCCCUCCUAAAACUAGGGAAGUGGUGCAGUGGUGCCGUCUCCGCGGUUACACACCCCCUGACCCUGAACCCCAGCGCAUCGAGGAGGACUCCAUAGAAGACAUUCUCACACAAAUUGACAGUGAGCCAGAGUGUCCAUCUACUCUGACGGAUGGCGAGGAACUGUGUCAGCGUCUAGAGCAGUUGCAGAGGAUUCUGAAGACCGAGCCGGAAGAGGACGACACCGAGCCUGUCGACAUCAUUGCUGUCAAAGAGGUCUGCAGCAGCAGGGUCAAGGUCAAGCAGGAACAGGAGGAGGCAGAGGAGGAGCCCAAAUACUUCCUGGGGUUAUGUCCAUCCUCCCAGUUUAUCAGAGACACAGCAGAGCAGAUUGGUGUGAGUUUCCAGCCAGUUGAAGUGGAGAAGAAUGUCUUUGCUCCAGUAGUGGAAGCCAUGAUUCUAAAGGCUACACAACAGUUUGCCAGCGAGAUACUGAGAGAAUCACUAGCAAACGCCUAUGGGAAGUCACCUCAAAACAGAGUUCCUAGAGAAAUCUCAAGCAUGAAUAUACACCAGGCUGUCAGCUCGAUACCCAGCUGUGAUUUCCUCACGAACAGGUACAUGGGCUUCCUGCUGAAGGAUGGUGGCCAUGCAGACUGAAAGUGGAAUUGGGCUGCCACGAUAAACUCGCAUACAGACGCAGAGAUUACCGGCAUGCCUUCUGUCACCUUUCAGCAAUGAACAAGUGCGAAACGUACAGAGGCCGGCCAUUCCGAUACAGACGUCACAUUAACAGAAGAGGUACAAACCGAAGACGCGUUUGGAUGGCGCGAACAUGUCGCAACGAUUGAACAUCGGAAUAACAGUUAACACAUGGACGUCGCCGUCGAGUUUAACAAGAUCGUACGUUUAGUGUCUGGACCUGUUAAACCCAUCUUUCUCUGUUUUUCGUACUUUGCUUGGCCUCCGUCAUUCUGAGAGCAUCACAGUCAGACCUGAAUUGCAUUUGGUAACACUGUCACAGCUCUGUACGUGUUGGUUUCUCUGCUUGUUGGGCUGUUAGAGCUACACAAGCACCUGUAUACAAGGAGGGGAUGAAAAAGCAGAGGGGGGCGGACUCCAUAUACACUCCAUAGGCCUGCUGUGCAUGCCUGUUCGUUAUUCUUAACGCCUUCAUUUCACGGUUUUCCUAUACAGACUGUUUUAGUGCAUUUCUGAGUAGCAAUACUAGUGAUACAAAAUGGUUAUGAACGUGAUAUCGCUGAUACUUCUCUAUUCACUGGUCUUAAUUAGGUUAUUGUAGAUUACGGUCAUCGUAGGAGGCCCAGCAGUUAACCAGAAAACUCCAGUAAUCACAUGGUAUGUUGUGUGUGUGUGUGUGUGUCUACCAUUCACUGUUUCUUUUUGGAGCACUCCGAAAACGGCCGACAUGAGAAUGCUGCUCGGGUGUGCUUUUUGUGUAUUUGUCGUGGUCUAUAAAGUCUUCUCCAUCUUCAGACAUUGCAGGGUGUGCGGUUGUGAGUUGUUAAAUACACAGCGAAGAGAAAAUUCCAGUGUUGUGAAAAUGUAUUCUAUGGCAUUUUGUUAUGAAGUCGGACUGUCCUCGAUGUAGACUUACAGAAGGUUUAAUAUUCAGGUGGUUUUGUGUUGCUGUAUACACGAGCCUUUCUCACACUUGGUCCUAGUGUAUCUGCAUUGUAUGGUUUUGUGUGCCCAAAGACACCUUAUCGAACUUGUUAGUUACUACGCCGUGUUUAAGCUGAAUCGGUGACCCGGAAGCUGGAACAAAGCUCAAUUAUGCAGCAAUUUUGUCUUCGAGCACCAGAAUGGCAGGAGCGUUUCUGGGUCCAGAUGGCUCAUUCAUGCAGAAGGUGUUGCUGAAUUUUGGAAGAGUGCAGCGUCUGUAAGAAGAAUUUAAGCCAAAAGUGGUUUAUACAAUUAAUGUGACAAUUAAUGGACUCCAAAUUACCUGGUGAUUUUUUUUUUUUCCUCCUUUUGGCUUUCAUUCCAUUUUCAAGUCAAAGCAGUUAGUCAUCAUUAGGGUUGUCUGUUGAACAGCCGAGUGCAAAUUUGAAGAGAAAAUGAAGAAAAAUCCAAGAAUGAAGUGAAAAACUGAAUUUGAUCUCGGUGCAGAACUUUGCAGGUCUUUCUAAAUAUGAUAAAAAUAUAUAUAUAUAUAUAUAUUUUAUAAGACUCUCUGUACCCACCCCUUUUAGAACUACCUCCAAUCUCUCGUAUCCUCGAACAGGCUUUUGGAUCGUCUUGGUUGUAAUAUUUACCCCACCGCUGUCUUUCUAUUCUAUCUUUGCUGCUUUGAUUGGCCAAUCUUUGCUCAUUCUUCUUGACACAUUUGUUACAAACUCUGCCACUGCCUUCUUUAGAUCAGGUGUGUACACAGUGAGGAUCAUGGCAAAAUGUAGACUUGAUGCCUUUGGUUCUUUUUCAGGUUUUCUGUCGAGUUGUUGUCUUGUUGCAGGAUACACAUUUCACGUUUUAAUUUUUUUUUUUUUUUUAACUUUUUGCACUCGCCUAUAUGAUUUUCUACAUUGUGGUCAAUGUAGAAGUAACGAACCAGCAAUGCAGUGUGUUUGUGUAUUUGUAAAAGUAAGUGUAUGUCUAAUUAUUUGAGCGUGUGGGUGCCGAGGUUAGUUUGCUCUGUGACGGUUGUAUAUUUUUGUGUAUGCACGUGCCCUGCACACGACAAACUUAAGUCAUUACCUGUUUAACCCAUCUUAAUGUAUUGUAGACAUACAGGACCAAUUAUAUUUUGCCUUGAAUGUAACUAAAAUAAUGACUAUUCUUGUAUUAAAAUGGUAGAUAUGCCACUAAAA
This is a messenger RNA of Neoarius graeffei (lesser salmon catfish), 6628 nucleotides long. RefSeq names its product YEATS domain containing 2 (gene yeats2). The coding region runs from base 270 to 4457 and encodes 1395 amino acids. Gene Ontology annotation, cellular component: NuA4 histone acetyltransferase complex. NCBI's taxonomy places the organism in Eukaryota, Metazoa, Chordata, Actinopteri, Siluriformes, Ariidae. The transcript is spliced from 31 exons. The record is from RefSeq and is a predicted model, not a curated record. Gene Ontology annotation, biological process: chromatin remodeling; regulation of transcription by RNA polymerase II. Gene Ontology annotation, molecular function: histone binding.